AUGGUUUUUUAUGAAUCCUAUUUGCUUUUUUCUAAGGUUGCCAAUCCUGACGAAAUUGGUUCUGUGUUAUCUCAUAUUGCCAAGUUGGCCAACACAUACCAUGGUGUUCUUCUUCGCACUCAGGACCUCGGAAUCAGGUACACAUCCCACCGGGUGAAUAAGGCUCGUGUUGGUGUUUUCUGGUAUGGAAGGUACUUCUAUGUCGCCUUAGCUGCCAACCCUAAGAUCGUCCCCAACCUACACAAGCUUUACAACUCAAACUCGAGCAUCCUCAGACACACUACCAUUAGGAUGCUGUAUCGCACCAACUUGAUGACUAGUCCCUACAGUCACCUCUACGACCCCUAG
Theileria orientalis strain Shintoku is the source of this 348-nucleotide messenger RNA. RefSeq lists its product as uncharacterized. The transcript is spliced from 2 exons. Gene Ontology annotation, biological process: translation. Bases 1 to 348 code for a protein of 115 amino acids. Gene Ontology annotation, molecular function: structural constituent of ribosome; rRNA binding. The record is from RefSeq and is a predicted model, not a curated record. Gene Ontology annotation, cellular component: ribosome. NCBI's taxonomy places the organism in Eukaryota, Apicomplexa, Aconoidasida, Piroplasmida, Theileriidae.